CUUGGGCCGGGCCGGACCGGGAGAGGAGCGGGUCGGGAGCUGCCGCCGCCGGGCCAUGGAAGGCACGCGGCCUGGCGGGGCUGCACCCGCAGGCGGGGCGGGCUCCGGCACGGGCUCCGGCUCCUUCCCGUCGCUCUUUCCGCCGGGCCUGCACGGGAUCUACGGCGAGUGUCGCCGCCUGUACCCCGAGCAGCCCAACCCGCUGCAGGUCACCGCCAUCCUCAAGUACUGGCUGGGGGGACCCGAUCCUCUGGACUACGUUAGCAUGUACAGAAACGUAGGAAACCCAGCGCUGAACGUUCCUGAGCACUGGCACUAUGUCAGUUUUGGGUUAAGUGACUUGUAUGGAGACAACAGAGUACACGAGUUUACGGGAACAGACGGACCAAGUGGUUUUGGAUUUGAGUUGACGUUUCGACUAAAGAGAGAAACGGGGGAGUCGGCUCCACCUACGUGGCCAGCAGAGUUAAUGCAAGGCUUAGCGAGAUACGUCUUCCAGUCAGAAAACACCUUCUGCAGUGGUGACCAUGUGUCGUGGCACAGCCCUUUGGACAACAGUGAGUCCAGAAUCCAGCAUAUGUUGCUGACAGAAGACCCUCAGAUGCAGCCUGUGCAGACUCCUUUUGGAGUUGUUACUUUCCUACAGAUUGUUGGGGUUUGCACUGAGGAGCUGCAUGCAGCUCAGCAAUGGAACGGGCAAGGGAUCUUGGAGCUGCUUCGGACUGUCCCAGUAGCUGGAGGCCCCUGGCUGAUCACAGACAUGAGAAGAGGAGAAACAAUAUUUGAAAUUGACCCACAUCUGCAACAGGAGAGAGUCGACAAAGGGAUUGAGACAGAUGGCUCAAACCUAAGUGGAGUGAGUGCCAAAUGUGCCUGGGAUGAUCUCAGCCGGCCCCCUGAGGAUGAUGAAGACAGCAGGAGCAUUUGCAUCGGAACCCAGCCGCGGCGGCUCUCUGGGAAAGAUACAGAGCAAAUCAGGGAGACUUUGCGAAGAGGGCUGGAGAUUAACAGCAAACCUGUUCUACCUCCAAUAAAUGCACAAAGACAGAAUGGGUUGAACCAUGACCGAGCACCAAGCCGGAAGGACAGUUUAGAAAGCGAGAGCUCAGCAGCUAUCAUUCCUCAUGAGCUAAUCCGCACCAGACAGCUGGAAAGCGUACACCUGAAGUUUAACCAGGAGUCUGGAGCGCUGAUUCCCCUCUGUCUAAGGGGAAGGCUCUUACAUGGACGGCACUUUACGUAUAAAAGUAUUACAGGGGACACAGCAAUCACGUUUGUAUCAACGGGAGUAGAAGGAGCAUUUGCUACAGAGGAGCACCCCUAUGCAGCACAUGGACCUUGGUUACAAAUCCUAUUGACCGAAGAGUUCGUAGAGAGAAUGCUGGAAGAUUUAGAAGAUCUGAACUCUCCAGAGGAAUUUAAACUUCCAAAGGAGUACAGCUGGCCUGAAAAGAAACUGAAAGUCUCCAUCUUGCCAGAUGCUGUGUUCGACAACCCACUGCAUUAGAGCUGAAUUACACCCUUCUAACAACUGGGAGAGCCAAGUUACUGUCCAUUACCCAGUGACUCACAGGAUAAUUAAUGCAGUAAAAACUCUGCCUGCAAAUAAAAGAGUUUGCUGCACAACCACUGCAAACAGAAGAGGAGCAACUCAGCACCAGCCCAGACCGAACUGAGCCUUUUCUUUUAUCCUUCCCAAGGCUGAGCUCUCUGGGAACAGCCUGCGUAUGUGUGAGUGCGAGUGAGAAAUAUUUAACUAUGAAAAUUAGUCGUAAGAAUCCUUUCUCUCUCUUAGCUACAGAACUUCCCUCUGCCUUAGCCCAGGGUGUAGGCGCUCUGCACGCCUGUAUUUACACAUGCAUUCUGCCAGGUGCAAGCCUAUAAUCCAUGGAUUAAAUGUUCUUUACGUGACUCUGGAGUCCUUUUGUUAGCCAAACUUUUACUGACUGCAGAACUGUUCUUCCAUGUGCUAUUUUUUUUUUCUUUUCAGAAACAGAAUGGUAUUUCCCCUGUUUAAAGGAGGCCAAAAGCUCACAUGCUUGAAGCUGAACAGAUUUAAAGAUGAACUUUCUAGUUCAGUCAAGAAAAACAAACCCAGAUACUCCCUGCCCUCAAAUUAGGCAUGUUUUAAGUGUUAGUGUUGGUGCUAUUAGCUAUGGUAUCGCUGCAAACAGAGGCAACUUUAUUCUCACGCAUCCUGUCCUUGUGCCUGAACCCCAGGGAAGGUCACAACCUCUGGUUUUGCACAAGCAGGAGGAAGAAAGCUACCGGGGCGGGGGAGAUCUCCUGUUUACAGUGUGUUUAUCUUUAAAGAGAUACUGUCAAGUAUUUUUUCUUUGCUAUUGUACAGUAUUGGAGAAGCUAGAAAGAACCGUUUGUUCAAAGGGCAACUUCAGCAGCUCUGCAGGAUCCAUUGGGGAGGCUCAGCCUCAGUAAAUCCAACUGUUCUUGUCACUAUGGGGGUUGUGCCCUAUCGCAGCUCCGCUUUCCCCUCCAGCCUUGCAGUGAUGGCUCUUGUUGCAGCUGGUGUCCCUCCGUUUGGGUAGAUUUGGACUGAAAAGCAUCAAAAGCAGCUUGAAAAAGCCCCCUCCUCUAGAUCUGUAUGGCCUCUCGCCCAGAGCCAAAUGUGGUGUGCAGAGGACACAGUCUGUUCGCUCAUGUUGUGUCCCUGCAUGCUGGCCCCUGUGUUUAUGCUGAAGCAGUCAACCACAGGCUUCACCCCCUGCUGCUGCUGCAGGUUGUUCCUGAUGCAUAUUCCCCCAACCCUUCUUUGCCCAUUGUCUUUCAGUGGCAACUUUUCUCUCCUUGUCAGAGGAGAUGCAGCUUUCUCUUCCACCCUUUUCUGCCAAUUUAGCUUGGCUGUUUCUUCUUCCCGAGUUGUGCACAAUUGCCAGUUGCUGUGUGAUCUUAAUACAAGUGUAACAAUAGCUUUUAACACUUAACUCACCUGAUCAAACAGCAAAGUCCAGGAGGCCUCUUGGUACCCCAGGCUUGGAUUUCUGUUUGUUUUUUCUUCCUGGCACAGACGGCUUUAAUGUUUUUUUGCAUAUAUUUGAGGCUGGUUAAUGCUGGUCAAGAAGCAGAGCUAGGAGCCGCAAAGCUUUCCUUGGACUUGCUACAGAAAUCCUCUGUGGCCUCAGGCAAGUCACUCAAUGUGUCUCCUUGCAAAGAGGGUGAUUAUUGACUAGAGGGCUGUAGGACCUACCGAAGCAUGCCAGGGUUUGCAGGGGAGGGCGUGCUUUGUGUACAAAGUAGUAUUUGUAUUAUUAUAAUUGUUGUUAUAUUAUAAUUUAAGGCAGGCCAAAUGCAGGGUCCAACACUGCUCAGCAGAACCUUCCUUUCUGCAAAGCUACGAAAGCAAUUUACAUGUAAAUGAGUUUGUCAUUUUGUCUGAACUCAGCGGAUCAUCUUAAAAUCCUGCUGUGAAAGAACAAACUUUCAGAUAUCUGCAUGUACCAGCCAGAGUGAUUUCUGUGCUGUGGCAGACUGCAUUCAUCCAUGGGAUCUAUUGGCCAGUAUUCAUUGUCCUGGUUCACACUAAGCCUGCACAAGCCUUCUGCACUCAAGAUGCAUAUCCAGGGCUGCAGAACAUGGGAAUCUACCAGUCCAGCUUCAGAAAUGGUAUCCCCAAGCAUCCUGCCACAAGAUAAUGAACAAACAGACAAUUGUGAUGGUCAGAAAAAGGGCAGGGAGACUACUAGAAUACUGUCCCAAAGCCAUCUACCAGCAGUAGCCCAUGGACUGCUCUGGUAUGGGCUUGCUGAGGGCGCUUGAAGCAGCACUGGCCCGUCACCAUGAGGCUGACUGCUCUUCUUUUUCUCCAGAUGCUAGCUCUCAUUACAAGGAGCUUAAAGUCCACAUCUUAGUGGAGAAGGGGCGUUUGGAAGGUCAGCUGUUGCUCUUCCUGCAGAGAUCGGCACAGGGCAGAGAGAAGUCCAUCAGAGCUCUCUGGGUCUCACACAUCUGGAAGGCUGAGGACCUCCUGUCCUUUGACCUCUGGGAGCCUUUGAAGCAGGGCAGGUGGCUCCUCCAGGCUGCCUUGUGCUCCAGUUCUGCCUAUGCAUAUAUUUUCCUCACCAUAUUUACUGUCAUCAGACGCUCUGGGUUGGGUUUUCAUUGACUUCAGAGGGAGCACACUGAAUGCAUUUGAAAAUCCACCCAGUAUACUUUGUGUGUGUGGGUUUUUUUUGUUCUGUGUCAUGUAUUUAUAUAUAGUUCUGUGUAUUGAGUUAUGAACAGGUGGCAUGCCAGAAAUCUCUAUUUCUGCAACAUUUUCUCAACAGAUCUUUGCCAGUAUCCGGAUAACAAUUAUGGAGAAGAUUUCAGGGGAAGGAAGUGAAAUCUUCCCUUUUAGCUAAGGGGGAAAAUACUAGACAAAAGUUAACUGCUAAAAUAGAAGACACUCUUACUGUUAGACCAACUAAAUGAGAGAAACUGGUGAAAGUCGACCCUUCAGCUGCAAGGCUGUGCUGCUGCCUCUCAACAGUUUUCAAGUAAAAGAAAGUUGCAUGUUGUUUGGCGUUGUGAGGAGCUGUGCACCCACAGGACCUCCCCUCCCCCGAUUCGCUUCAAGUUUGCAACCAUGCCAAAGGCUUACUCAUUGGCAACUAAAUGAGAUCUCGAGUUUGGAUAUUUUCAUCUUGGGGCAAGAGGACAUGCCUGUGUGUGAAGGAACUGGAAAAGAAACCUUUGUAUUUUAGUGAGCGAAUAGUUUUAAAAAGGAAAGUGCAUCAGUGUUCAUAAAUGCCAUGCUAUUUUCUAGCCCCAACCUGCUGAGGUAGUAGGUCUACUGGUGCUGAUUUUUCUUCUAGAUUGUGUAAAAGGUCUGAAGCAGGAUUAUAUGAAGCCAAAACCCAUGAGGCGUCUGUUGUCUAGAGAUUGCGAUCUGGAUAUAAAUGUCAGUUUAAAAUAAGUGGGUACAAGUUUUCUCUCUCCUGGAGAAAUCUCAUGAUGCAGUGAGGUAGGGGUAUUUCCAAAGAUGAAGAGCCUCGUGGCCGAUCUGCAAUGCCUUGAAAAUGCAACAUGUGACAGCAGUGCUGGAACAAGGGAAGUCCCAAAACCCAGGACUGCUUUCCUCUCAACUUGUGAUUAAAAACAGAAGAAAGAUUGUAUAGUUUCAGCAUGUGGGAUGUGACCUGGGCAGAGCAGUCGGUCUUGUAGCUGGAGUGACCUACAGUGAUAUUUUCAGUGGCUUCGUUAGGUGGUGCCUGCUGUGUGUAAUAUCUUUGAGGAUGGUGAUAUAUUGGUUUUACUGUACGUAGAUAUGCCAGCAGUGAUUUGAAGUGAUAUUCUGAAGCUCCUCGCUUCAAAUAUUCAGUUGCUCUUGGAUGACUUUUGAAAUGACACCAUUGGGUCAUCAAAUGGUCUUUGAAGAAGUGGGGAUUUUGUUUUUCAUCUGCGACCAGUAGAAAUAUUUAGGAGGUGUAGCUUAAAAAAAAAAAAAGUUGAAAGCAGAGCUUGGCUAGGAGAGAAUGGAUUGCCGGGGAGAGGCUGCGUGCUGGAGGCAGGUUAGCAGCCUCCCUUGCACCCACAGCUGGGGCUUCUUUGAGGCAGCACAAUCCUUUGUGCCAUCUCAGCGGGAUGCAGGGAAGCUGGAAACCAAAGGGAGCGUCACUGAGCUGCCAUGGUCCCUGUGGACAGGUCCUCGUGUCCACACCACUACCUACUGCAGUCCUGUGUGGGGUGAGGACCUGGCUGUGCGCAUCCCACUGCAUGUUCACACCUUGGCCUGUGCCCAUUGCAGAGGGUGUGGGCUGUGAAUGACUGUGUUAGCUCAGAGAUGGGGAAUGGCGAUGCAGCUGCUUCUGAAUCAUUUGGUUUUUUAAUGAGCGUGGGGCAGGGAGUGGAGCUCUCGCUCCGCUGCCCCCCACGGGAGCCCCCAGGCUGGUCACUGGGCCAGCAUUAUUGCUCACCCAGCAUCCGUUCGCUUCAUCAAAUGUUCCCCAGCUCCUCACAAAAACCUCUCUGAGAUGCUUCACUGAGGAUGUUGGCUGGCUGCAUGCUUCUCAUGCUGGUUGGAGGACGCGUCUGCCUGGAGACGCAGCUGCUUGAGUGUCUGUCUGCCCUGUGGUCAUCACCUCCUAGGCAGGCAUCCAGAGCUUGUGGACCGCUUUGCAGGCUUGCAUCUGGCUGAAGGCAAGGCAGCACCACACCAGUGCAGAGACAUUCAAGGUCAAGCUGGACAGGGCUCUGAGCACCUGAUGGAGCUGUAGGUGUUGCUGUUCAUUGCAGGGGAGUUGGACCAAAUGACCUUUAAGGGUCCUUUCCAACUCAAACCAUUCUAUGAGAACCUUCAGGCCCGAUGGGCCCAAAGACCCACGCGCCUCAUUUUGUCCUAGCCUGGACACAGCCCCGCAGUGCUGCUGGGUGGAAUCCUGGCCUUCAGCUCGUGUGCUGCUCCUGAGUGAGCGGGGGUCACUGCCGGCACCAGGACAACCGCCACGCUCAGGAGGUGAUCCUGUGCAAGGGUCCUCCUUCACAUCCCAUAUUGUGCCUUAAUUCUCCCUUCAAGUGACGCUGUGAGGGCAGAUGAGCUGUCAAGCAACUGGGAAUCCCUCUCAGUGCAUCUGUCCCCAUCGAUAAAAGCAGGCUUGCCCAGAAGCCAGACUGCAUCUAAAACAAGCUCUACAUGUGCGCAUCCCGAGAUGUUAAAGCUGAACUUAGGUCUCUGGGACCAGUUCUGAACAAGCUCUGUAGCAACCUACUAUUUUUGUAACAUUUUUUUUCUGUUGUGCAGUGCCUGCUUGUCCUCUUAAACAAAAACAAAAAAAAAGCAAAACAAACCAGCUUGUGCUCGACACCAGUCCAACAUUUCAAGCAGAGAAGCCCGAGAUUGCGCAGGCUGUGGACCUGCCCGUGGGGCUCCCCUAAACACAGUGUCCCCUUGACACUGCCGACAGGCCCCAUGGCCCUCAGCUUGCCAUGAAGGGAGCCCGGCCCCUCGUGGGCUCAGCGGCCCUGGGCUCAGCUGCGCACGUGAGGCCCUACUGCAGCCUACGAGCACCGCUGCUGCUGUUUAUACUCCAGCCAUAACGCUGCGUCUCCUCUCCGUUAAUAAAAAAGAGGAAGAGAGAGGAAAAGAAACAGCCUGUCAAAGCUGGAGGAAAAUUCCCUGCCGAUUGUUGUGUUUUGCAAACACUGCUCUUUUCUCUCGGCCUGUCCCUCCUCUCCCCGGCGAAGCUGGAGAUCAAAAUGGCUCCUUUGUUCCUGUCCCUGGGGCCCAACCGCAACGAAAGAGCAGCUCCGGAAACACUGCGCUGCGCGCACAGCGCACGGCGGCGAGGGUGGGAGGGCCGGCGCCGCGCUGCAGGUCCUACAGCAACGCGGUGUGCCCGGCUGGGUGCGGCAGCCCCGUGCGCGCCCUGCUGUCUGUGCUGCCCUGAUUCCGCAGCCCCGGGGCCGUGGGUGCUUCCCGGCCUCGCUCCGGCCCCACGGGGGAUUUCAGCCCUUCACACCCGUCUCCUUCCCACCCGUGCUGGUGUUUCUUACAGCGGUGUUUCUUACAGCGGUGCGGGGUGCAGGCUUUGCUGGUCGGCGCGGUGCUUUGCAUUUCAGAGGGUUUCUGCACAACUUCCCGGGGGGACCCGGGGACACGUGUUGGGACCUUGGAGAUGGCCUUUCUCCUCCUCCCCACCCCCUUUUUUCUUUUUUUCUUCCUUUUUUUUUUUUUUU
This is a messenger RNA of Tympanuchus pallidicinctus (lesser prairie-chicken), 7671 nucleotides long. RefSeq names its product SUFU negative regulator of hedgehog signaling (gene SUFU). NCBI's taxonomy places the organism in Eukaryota, Metazoa, Chordata, Aves, Galliformes, Phasianidae. Gene Ontology annotation, molecular function: transcription factor binding. Gene Ontology annotation, cellular component: nucleus; cytoplasm. The transcript is spliced from 12 exons. The record is from RefSeq and is a predicted model, not a curated record. Bases 56 to 1507 code for a protein of 483 amino acids.